Cololabis saira (Pacific saury) is the source of this 1550-nucleotide messenger RNA. RefSeq names its product zinc finger CCCH-type containing 15 (gene zc3h15). Gene Ontology annotation, biological process: cytoplasmic translation. Gene Ontology annotation, cellular component: cytosol. Bases 119 to 1411 code for a protein of 430 amino acids. Gene Ontology annotation, molecular function: mRNA binding; metal ion binding. The record is from RefSeq and is a predicted model, not a curated record. NCBI's taxonomy places the organism in Eukaryota, Metazoa, Chordata, Actinopteri, Beloniformes, Belonidae. The transcript has 11 exons.
GCCUCGCCGCGCUAGCGACACCUGGUCGAUGUGGCGCUGCUCCGCUAGCCCCAGAGCUCCGUUAAAAUACACAUUUAUCAGCUAAACACGCUUCCUACACAGCUGUUUCUGAGCCAGCAUGCCUCCCAAGAAGCCCGCUCCGGUUACGGGGAAUAAAAAAACUCAGGAAAAGAAGAAAGAGAAGAUAAUCGAGGACAAGACUUUUGGCUUGAAGAACAAAAAAGGGGCCAAACAGCAGAAAUUCAUCAAGAAUGUUACUCAUCAAGUCAAACAAACCGGUGGCCGACAGGCGGAAGGAGACAAAACCGGGAAGAAGGCGGAUAAAAAGAAAGAGCUGGACGAACUCAAUGAGCUUUUUAAACCGGUAGUCGUUGCCCAGAAAGUCAGCAAAGGUGUCGACCCCAAGUCGGUGCUGUGUGCGUUCUUCAAGCAGGGCCAGUGCACUAAAGGUGACAAGUGCAAGUUCAGCCACGACUUGUCAAUGGAGAGGAAAUGUGAGAAGAGGAGUGUUUACGUGGAUGAAAGAGAUGACGAGCUGGAGAAAGACACGAUGGACAACUGGGACGAGAAGAAGCUGGAAGAAGUGAUCAACAAAAAACACGGAGAGGCAGAGAAGAAGAAAACCAAAACUCAAAUUGUGUGUAAGUUCUUCUUGGAAGCGAUAGAGACUAAUAAAUACGGCUGGUUCUGGGUGUGUCCAGUGGGGGGCGACGUUUGCAUGUACCGGCACGCUCUGCCUCCCGGCUUCGUACUGAAAAAAGACAAGAAGAAGGAGGAGGAGAAAGAGGAUGAGGUCUCGCUGGAAGAGCUGAUAGAGAACGAGCGUUCAGCUCUGGGUGUAAAUGUAACUCGGAUCACACUGGAGACUUUCCUGGCUUGGAAGAAGAGGAAAAGGCAGGAGAAGUUGGAUAAAGCGAGGGAACAGAUGGAGCAGAAGAAAGCUGACUUUAAGGCUGGGAAGUCGCUCGUCGUAAGCGGCCGUGAAGUGUUCGAGUUCCGCCCUGAGCUGGUUGACGAUGACGACGACGAAGCUGACGACACUCGUUAUUCCAACGAAGGAGAGGAAGAGGACGAAGAAGAGAUUGAAAUUAACGAUGUCCAGGACAUAGACUUAUCCCGUUUCGUUCCACAAGAGGUCGACAAUACAGGCAUCACUGUAGCGUCUACGGACCGAUUCAACUCUAGGACUCGGGCGGAGAGGACGAGACCAGAUGACGAGGAGCAACUCAACGGAGCCUGUGGUGGCGCUGAAGCCAACGGGGUCUCAGGAGCCGAGGAGGGAGAGGACGGCGAAGGGGGCAACGACGACAGUGAAGAAGGUGAAGAAGUACCGGUGGAUGAAAACCUGUUCAUGGGAGAAGAUUUGGAGGAGCUGGACGAGGAACUCAACACACUGGCCCUGGAGGAGUGAGGGGAGAGCUUUGGACCACAGAAAGGACAAAGGGAUGGGCCGAUGGAUGCAUGGAGCUAAACAUCAAAGAGACCAGACAUUUGAAUGAUUUUAAACUUCAGAGACUCCGGUAAUAAAGCCUGAUUAUUUCACGACAUCA